AUGCAGCCCAGCGCGGCGGCGGUGGCGUCGGGAGAGAGGAAGUACAAGGGUGUGCGGCUGCGCAAGUGGGGCCGGUGGGUGUCGGAGAUCCGCCUGCCCCACAGCCGCGAGCGGAUAUGGCUCGGCUCCUACGACACGCCGGAGAAGGCGGCGCGGGCGUUCGACGCCGCGUACCUCUGCCUCCGCGGCCCCGCCGGCGUUGACGGGCUCAACUUCCCGGGCUCGCCGCCGGACGUCGGCCGCACCAGCGACCCGAACGAGGUGUACGCGGCCGCAGUGUCCCAAGCCGACCCGGCCGCCGCCGCCGCUCUGUGGGAUAAUGCAGCCGAGCCGCCGUCCGAGAUGCUCGCGCAUGAUGACGGUGCGCCGGCUCCGGCCCUAUCCCCCCCGCUGCAGGUGUCCGUUCCGAGCUUCGACUGGUCGGAGCUGCUGGCCGACCUACCGCCGCUCUUCUCUCCAGCUGAGGUAAUGAGCCGUGCGUACUUGCUGCCAGUGUCACCGGCGGCGGCGGACGUCACCAUGGAAGAAAACGAUAGCUGGUCACCAUGCCCGGGGCUUUGGAGCUUUGAUUCUAGUGGGGAUAGUCCCAUCACUGAUCACGUUGACAAGUGA
Setaria italica (foxtail millet) is the source of this 612-nucleotide messenger RNA. RefSeq names its product ethylene-responsive transcription factor ERF018. Gene Ontology annotation, molecular function: DNA binding; DNA-binding transcription factor activity. The record is from RefSeq and is a predicted model, not a curated record. Lineage: Eukaryota; Viridiplantae; Streptophyta; Magnoliopsida; Poales; Poaceae. Gene Ontology annotation, biological process: regulation of DNA-templated transcription. The transcript has a single exon. Bases 1 to 612 code for a protein of 203 amino acids.